CGAACGACGAAAUAAAGCCAUAUGAAAAACUAGGAAUUUGGAAAAAUUACUUGCAUUUUGUUCCCGAUAAGUUGUUAUAUUUAACUGAUUCAAUCAUGCAGCGUUACAGACCCGUGUUGAAUUUAGUACAAAAGUUUAGAAACGUAGCCUUCAUGAGCAGUAGUACCUCUGAUUAUGUGGACACGACAUAUUUGGAAAUUCCCUUGUAUGACGUUGAAAAACCUCAGCCUCUAGAGAUUCGUAAAGCUAGGCUCCAUUACCAGUCUAGGAAGAGAGGGAUGCUGGAGAAUGAUCUUUUGCUUAGCACUUUUGCUAAGAAGCACUUGGAUAACUUCAAUGAACAGCAGACUAUGAUGUACGAUCGGCUCAUAAACUCACCAAGCAAUGACUGGGAUCUCUUCCACUGGAUUGUUGAAAAAUCACCAACACCAAAGGAGUUUGAUAAUGAAAUCAUGGAUAUGUUAAAAAAGCAUGCAAAGAAUGAAACCAGAGAAUCUUUAAGACAACCUAAUCUCUAUUAAUUGUGAUAUCUUGUUAAAUUGUGUCAUGGUAGAGUUUAAAAAUUUCAUUUGUUAUUGAAAUGUUAACACCAUUUCCAGCGAUAUUUGAAAUUGAAGUUUUUGUUAUAGUUUGUGG
Messenger RNA from Chilo suppressalis (striped riceborer), 636 nucleotides. The record is from the annotation of a GenBank genome assembly. Lineage: Eukaryota; Metazoa; Arthropoda; Insecta; Lepidoptera; Crambidae.